Periconia digitata is the source of this 1083-nucleotide messenger RNA. NCBI's taxonomy places the organism in Eukaryota, Fungi, Ascomycota, Dothideomycetes, Pleosporales, Periconiaceae. The record is from the annotation of a GenBank genome assembly.
AUGUUUUCCAAGGCUGUCCUCGCUUCCACCCUUAUUGCCGCAGUUUCGGCUCACCAGAACUUUCAUCAAUUAUGGAUCAAUGAUGAGACUCCUGGAUAUCAGGCUGGCAUCCGUAUGCCCCCUUCCAACAGCCCCGUGGUGGAUGUAACGAGCGAAGAUAUUGCCUGCAAUGUCGGAGGAAGCAAAGUACCUUCCGGAGUCGAUACGAUUGCCGCGAACGAAGGUGACACAGUCAAAGUGCAGUGGGAUCAGUCUGGCCACCCCGGUCCAAUCACCCAUAUGCUUUUCGGGCCUGUCGAUGAUGCCAGCGCGACCACUGGCGUUGGCUCAUGGUUCAAGAUUGACGAAUUGAACUAUGCCGAUGGGAAGUGGGCAAACGAGAUCAUGGGCGCCGAUAACAUGACACACGAAUUCAAGCUCCCCGCUGGCCUCGCCAGUGGCGAAUACCUCCUCCGCUCUGAGAUGCUCGCCCUCCACAGCGCUCAAACAGUCGGUGGUGCCCAGUUUUACAUUGGAUGCGCCCAGCUUAAGAUCACUGGUACUGGCUCUGCCGGGUCUUGCGGUCCAAGCAUCGAGCUCCCAGGCGCAUACAAAGCCGAAGAUGAGAACAUCUAUAUCCCCGACGUAUACAACGGCUUCGAUCCCACCACGUACAGUGCCCCUGGUGGCCCCGUUGCUACGUGCGAUGGUGCUGGUGCUGGCACUGCUCCAGUCUCCGGUAGCUCGCCCGCAUCUUCGUCUGUUGUCCCUUCGAACAACACAUUGGCCGUCCCAUCGACAUUUGCAUCCGUUCCCGCUUCAACUGUCCCUGCCAUUCCUGUGUCUUCUACCUUAGUCGCAUCGAUCUCCCAAGGAGCCAACGCUUCAUCAGCUGUCUCUGCUCCAACCACACUCGCCACGUCUAUUGCGUCCUCCAUCUCCAGCAACUCCACUGCCGUAGCUGCACCCACCGGAUCCGCGGGGAACGGCAGCAUUGCGAACAAGUAUCACCAAUGUGGUGGCAAAAGCUGGACUGGCGCAACAUCUUGCGAAACUGGCUCUACCUGCAAAGUGCAGAACGACUAUUAUUCGCAGUGUGUUUGA